GCGCCACUAUCGCUGCUGUCAACCACUCGAGAACAGACAGCAAUGUUGGGGAACAGCACAAGGAGAGGGAAACGUUUAUAGCGCGCGAUGCAUUUAAUAAACGUUAGACGACGUUUCAAAUCGUACGAAACGAACAGGACCUGACGAGGAUGAGGAUUCAUUUGACUCCUCGUUAUUCGGCUCGGUAGCUAUGAAAUCACAUCGAUACUCCUUGCGUUAUACACCAUUUUCUCCCUUCUACUGGUUCCGCGCGUUAUCGAUUGUUACGAACGCGCCGUCUGAUAAUGCGUUAAAUGUGCACUUCCUUUAAGCAAUAUCGCAUAUCCUCGCGUUCGUUUGCCUUAAGAAUCGAAUCGUCGCGUAACCAGGAUCAUGCGCUCCGUACUAAAUUAAUGUGUGUGCUUGUAUACUGUGCGGUAUAAAGUCUCAAAGUAUCAGGGAUUUAUGAUUCUUCACUGAGCUCCAGAUAAUUGAGAUACUAAAAAUUUAAAUAAUUUGACCGUUGUAUAUAUGAUAAAUAGAAAGGUACAUGUCCGAACAUAUCAAUAUGGAAGCAGAAGACUGAAAGGCCUAAUAGAAUGGAACCGAGGUUGCCCGUGAAAUACGACGAUUCUUAAGUUCAGGAUGGAACUCAGAAAGGGGCCCUGGUCGAAAAAGAUCUUGGUUCCGGCCUGUUUUUUGGUAAUUCUAAUCUGGAUCUUUCUAAUCGACAAUUCGUUACUUCUCGCUGGCCUGUCCGGUACACCGACCUUACAAAAAUCCAGAAAUUCUGUCUAUUCCACACAAACACACAAUCAAAAUCUGGACCAUCUCUAUAUCAAGGAAUCCUCACUGCUAAACGAUGUCGAAUCGAAACACUCAAAGCUAUCGAAACUUCAAAUGGUGUCACUUUGGACAGGCAACAGCAGCGUUAAAGGAAACUCGACUACGCCGCGAAAAUAUCAGAUCUUGAGACAGCAGGGCCUGAUGCCCAGCAAACAGUUGCCGACUGCUUUGAUAAUCGGCGUCAAGAAAGGCGGGACUAGAGCGUUACUAGAGUUUUUGCGAUUGCAUCCAGCGAUUCGCGCUGCUGGAUCCGAGGUGCACUUCUUCGACCAUCAUUACGUUAAAGGAUUUCAUUGGUACAGACACCGAAUGCCCCCGACCUUAUCCACGCAAAUCACAAUGGAGAAAACCCCGUCUUACUUCGUGACCAGCGAAGUCCCUCGAAGAGUCCAGCACAUGAAUUCAGCGAUGAAAUUAAUUCUAGUUGUGAAGGACCCUGUAACCCGAGCGAUAUCCGAUUACACGCAGGUGAAGAGCAAGAGGGCGAACAUGCCGAAGUUCGAGGAUCUAGCGUUUCUGAAUGGAUCAAAGAUCGUGGACACGUCCUGGGUACCAUUGAAAAUCGGCGUGUACGCGAGACAUUUGGAAAGAUGGCUCCAGUACUUCCCCCUGUCGCAAUUUCUUUUCGUAUCCGGCGAACGAUUGAUCGUGGAUCCUGUCGCUGAGAUCACGAGGGUGCAGGAUUUCCUAGGCCUAAAGAGGGUAAUCUGCGAGAAACAUUUUUAUUUUAACGCCACGAAGGGGUUUCCCUGUUUGCUCAAGUCUGAGGAACGUCCUACUCCCCAUUGCCUUGGUAAGAACAAGGGUCGUAGCCAUCCCUACAUAGAUCCUGUAGCAAUACAACGAUUGAGAGAUUUUUAUCGUCCAUUCAACCAACGAUUCUAUCAAUUGACGGGAAUGGAUUUCGGUUGGUUGUGAGAUUCUAGGGAUAAGUAAAUACAUAUCGAAGAUAGUUAAUUAACGGAUAGUCAAUACCGCGGCUCGCGGACCUAAACUGCAUGGUCCGGGCGGGCCGUGCAAAUGGUAACGCCGGCGAACGUUGCUCACAAGCGUGCGUUCUAUAUGAAUUAUUUAUCGACUAGUCUCGCCAUAAACUCGCAUCAUGUGCACACGGAUGUCGCCAAAUUUUCGGUACUCCAUCAGACACAGCGCAGGUCCGUUCGCUAGCUAAUGAACGCUACGAACCAUAAUUUUUUAGACAAACUCUUGGCUUCCAUCAUUGUAAAACAUCCGUCUCACCGUCCGAAACUUGGUACAUCCUAUUGACCAAUGAAUAUUAGAGAUAAGCAAUGCGGAAACGUAAGCAUCACUUAUAGGAUAUAGUAAUUCCGGGUAAGAUGGCCCUAAAAGUUCCGUAUACGUUACAAGCAAGUUCCAAUUUCCAGCUUUUGGAAGCGGUAUAAUGAACGUUGCUCGAGAGUCUCUCGUUUCCAUUGAGAAAUUAGGUGAUUUCUGCUAAAUGAUAUCAAUUGAAACUCUAGUAUGUAAUUUUCGAAUCAGAGAAUAUAGGAAAGAAAUUGCUAAGACAAGCUCGAACGUGAUUAAACUAUGACGUGACGAACGAUGAUGGGUCGUCUCACUCGGAUCAUCUGGGUUAGAUGGCCUUACGAAUAGAGUCCUUUUUAACGAAGAAAUCUGUGGAUUAUCUAUUCACUUUGUCUUAAUAUCAUAAUUUCGUAUCUACUUCUCCGAAUAUAUUUACUUAUUGCACAUAUCGAUUGAUGCAACGUACUGACGUUUUUAAGAAAGAUGGGCCAUCACUCCCCAAUUUACCCUAAUAGAGAACUUAAAGAUAUAGACAGUUAGGCACAAUUCAAUGAGUGAAAAGGUCCGGCUUGAACGGUCAAGCUGCGCACUGUCGAGUAACUAUUAUUACUGGUAGCACGAAGAAUUCGUUGUCGCGAGAUAUUUCCAAACUUUGAAGAUUAUUAUCGUGAAUUUUCGUGAUACGUACGUCGAUCAGUUGACACUAGAAAGUAAUUAUCGAGAAGAAAGGGAAGGCGGGUGCUGAUGUUUUAUCGUUAAUUUCCAUUUGCUCUUGCGUGACUUGGAACGCAAGAGACGAUAUCCUUGUUUUAAUGUGUUGACAAUAUUCCAACGAAUUCCUGUUCUUCUUCGUGAUAUUACCGCUAGACACGCGACUAUUACUAAUUAUACGAAUGAUUUUUGGUACACAUAUCAUGCUAUAUUUUAUAUACACGAUAUUAUAAGGCAACAAUAUGGGCGAUCGUUUAUCUUUCGUGGAAGUAGCGACUAGGUUUUAAUUAUAUCUUCCAGUUAGACGACUUUGUAGUUUCUGAUGUAUAUUUUUUAAUUAGCGUACACAUGAUUUCACGAUUGAAGAGGCUCCGAUAUUUUAUUGCCGAUUGACGUUGGUGAUCGCGUCAAUUUUUGAUUGUUACCAGAGUCGGCUACAGUUCAAAAUAUUUUAAAUGUUUGAUCCUUAAGUUGCCGAUGUUUUAUAGUUGCGAUUAAACCUGAGAUAUUAAAUUAAAGAUUUAACGUUUUGUACAUUUCAAGAGCAAACUGUGCGAGUAAGCUUAAACUCUAUUUUAUUUGAGAGUAGCAAGAACUUGUUUUCUAACUAUAGUACACAAUUUCAACGAGCAUAGUUCGAUUAAGAGAUACCGUUAUUAAUAACGUCAAUUAGACAGUUUCAACGAUAAAAGUUAUUUAAAAGUUUGUAUAAUCUAUACGAGAAGAAGAUAACGAUUAAUUUCGAUACGUGCAGAUAGGCACAAGCUUGCAUGGACUGCAGAGCCUAAAUAAUCCAUGUAUUAUAUAUUUUGCAAAGGUGCACGCGCAUUCGCACAAUGUAAACGCGAGAGUAUGUACAAAUGCAAUCGUAGCGUUAAGUGAACUUCAAUUGAUUACUAAUCACCGAUAGUUGUUAAUUAUUAGAGUUUAUUCCCGAAGAAACCGCAUGUUCUUCGCCUUCCAACGACGAGGGCGCGUUUAAACGAUUAGAAGUUUAAGCGAUCAUUGACUCGAAUUCUCGAAUAAUAUAGUUAAGUAUACAUUAAGUUACGUUUUUUGCUCAAGUGGCCUGAUUGAUCCGAGAGAAAUGGAUCUAUAAAUAAAUAAUAAUUUAACGGAGUACAGUAUACAUAUAUAUACACAGGUGCGUAAUGUAUACUUACGAUCGGCGUUCAUUUAAGUUUAUACAAUUGAUUCACACUCUGUUGUUUACUGUUUGUUGUCUACUCAAUAUUUUAUUAUCAAAUGCUGUUAUUCAUAUACUAACUUCGUCGUUUCGUAUUAUAAGUAAUUCGUUGCGGCAGGAGGCAUGGUACGAAAUGGUUCCAUAAUCGUCGUUUCUGUUGACGAGCACUUUACACAGCACUAUAGGCACACGUCGGCUAUUGUGUAUCCUACUUGCAGGACAAAAACCUAAUUGUCUGUAGCGGAUCCUGUACAAAACACGUGCAACAGGGGUCGGAAAUAAAUUUAUGUUUUUAAGAAACGUU
Megalopta genalis is the source of this 4292-nucleotide messenger RNA. RefSeq names its product Heparan sulfate 3-O sulfotransferase-B (gene Hs3st-B). The record is from RefSeq and is a predicted model, not a curated record. NCBI's taxonomy places the organism in Eukaryota, Metazoa, Arthropoda, Insecta, Hymenoptera, Halictidae. Gene Ontology annotation, molecular function: [heparan sulfate]-glucosamine 3-sulfotransferase activity.